Messenger RNA from Leptomonas pyrrhocoris, 1383 nucleotides. RefSeq lists its product as hypothetical. The coding region runs from base 1 to 1383 and encodes 460 amino acids. The transcript has a single exon. NCBI's taxonomy places the organism in Eukaryota, Euglenozoa, Kinetoplastea, Trypanosomatida, Trypanosomatidae. The record is from RefSeq and is a predicted model, not a curated record.
AUGGACCGCGCUCACCAAACGGUGAAGUUCUUCGGGCUCGUCUACUUCGAGUGCAAGGACGGCUACCUCGCCGCAUCGGGACUGGACGGGGAGCGACUUUUCCUCCGCACACAACACAUCGUGGGCGACACCGCGGAUGAGGUGCUGCGUUUCUUCGGAUUUGCCGACGUCUGCGUAUUUCGCGUGGUGCCGACGCUGAGCUCGCGAGCGGCGACGUCGUCCGUGAAGGGCGCGAGCGGCGCCUCGCCUUCGCAAAGCAGUCGCGGUGGUGGCAGCAGCAGGAGCAACGGUGAUGGUGGUGGCAUUGCGGCAGGAGGCGACAAGACAGAUGCUGCUCCAGCCUGUACGUCGAGUGGGUUAGGUGACUCGCCCUUCGACCCCAAUAAAGUAGCAGACGUUAUGGAUAUGGAGGAUAUCACCUACGGCAAGAGCUUAUCGCUGGUGCACGAGGCCAGCGGCCUUUAUGUGAGUGUCGCUCAGGCACUGCCUUCGGAGAACGACCCCGACUGUCUCAGUGUGGUGCUCGUGAAGCCUUCUGCUGCCAUGACGCCCUCCUGCGAGCUGUCGCUUGUCUCGCGCUACAAGCUCCACGCUGAGGGCGAUAAGUUGUGCCGUGCCGACAGCGUGCUAAUUCGGCUGGACGCCAACCCGAUGUUCAUCCAUGUCUCGUCCUCGCCGAUGAUGGAGCCAAGCAGCGGCGGCAACAACGACGGUGAUGUAGAACUCCUUCACCGUACCUUCCGCCUGGGCAGCAGUCUGUCCUACGCAUCGGGGAGUCGCACAGGGCCGGCAGGCGGCGUCGGCGGUGGCGGGGCGGCGGUGGCUGCGGCGUCCACGACUCUGCCCUCUCAAAGCUCCCGCCUCACUCUCCAGGGCAGCUUCGUCCUACCAGUAGGAAACCCCGCCGCCGCUGUCCCGGGACGCUGCAGCACCGCCGCCGCUGCGGAGGCCCUCACCCUCGAGUACCUGGACGAGGUGAACGCGUGUGAGGAGGGCGGUGUCAGCUUCACGCUGCAGCGCUACGACGUCGGCAGCGACUAUGCGGACCGCCAACGCGCGCAGCUUCGUAUUACACGCCCUUACAUUGCCUGUGGUGUCCCCAUCGCGCUUUACCACCGAGAGCGGGAGUCGUUUCUGAUGACGAGCGCGACGCAGUUUCCACAGUCGGUGGAGAUGGAGGGGGAGGAGCGAGGUGACGAUGAUCCCAGUCGCGGCAACACCAAUAAUGCAACUUCGUCCGCAGACGAUCGGCUGGCAACCCCGGGCUCCUCUCUUUUGUCUCCUACGCUGCAUCGUACGGCGGUGGAGAGCGCAGAGGAGGUCGACAUCGGUGAGGACUGUGCGGCGACGGUGGCGAAAAACGCCCCUGCAAGACCGCGUUGA